AUGACUCGUGUCUCUGAAUAUGGUGACUCUGACAAUGUCACAACAAAUUCUCCGGACACUCCGCGUCCAAUCAUCCCGCACAGAAGGCUUCUUCCAUUGGUUCAAAGCACCCAUCGUGCCCUCGUUCUUAGGCCUGCUCCAUUUACCGAACCCCAAGUUGAACAAGUCCCUAUGCCAUCUCUACUGCCUGGAAGUGUUCUUCUGCGUAUUCUCGCAACGCCCCUCCACUCUUUUAGCAAGCUAGGUUUUGAUUUUUACAACCAUUUCAGAUCUCCUUAUGAAAUCCCGAUUAUUCCCGGCUCAAGUGCAAUUGCCCGUGUGAGCCAGGUCGGUGACGAUGCAACCACUCUGAAGGUUGGUCAACUAGUCUUCUUUGACUCGGUCAUGAAAGGAAGAGAUAACCCGGAGACGGUUCGAUUUUCCAACCCCGUGUAUCAUGGAUUUGACUCUCAAAUCAAGGAAAUCAUGGCCUAUAGCGGUUUUGCAGAUGGCUCAUAUGCCGAGUUCAUGAGGGCACCACUUGAGAAUUGCUAUCCAUUGGAUGAAGGUGCAAAAGUUGUAGCCUGGUCUCACGAUGAUGCUAAGCUCAUGCGUCUCAAUCAGAUCCUAUCAUGCACUUUCAACGGUUCUUGCGAAAGAAUUUCCACGGUAACCUGGACAGGCAACCGCACGAAUGAUGCCUACAACAUCAACAAAUUCGGUCCGAUAGAUGUGUUCCUCGACAUUUCUCCUCCUGGGGCCCGAGGAUCUUUCCAUCUCAAAUCCGGCAUUAUGUCGCUCAGACCUGGAGGCCGGGUGAGUCUGAUGGGUGCCUAUGAAGAGCUUGAGAUCCCAAAUAUCUUUGUUACACGUUCUAAUAUCACAUUGAAGGGAAACUGGAUGUAUGAGCGAAAGGAUGUUCUUGCAUUGAUCAAGAUGAUCGAGAGGGGGAAUCUUCGCCUGAAAGAAGAGGACGGAUGCUAUGUUGCUGGCCAAUUUGGUCUGGAUCAGUGGAAGGAUGCAUUGGCAGCGGCUGCUCAGCUCACGAAUAUUGGAGAGAGUGUCGUGUUUUCUUUCUAG
This is a messenger RNA of Penicillium psychrosexuale, 1059 nucleotides long. Its product is annotated as putative isopropanol dehydrogenase. The coding region runs from base 1 to 1059 and encodes 352 amino acids. The transcript is spliced from 3 exons. NCBI's taxonomy places the organism in Eukaryota, Fungi, Ascomycota, Eurotiomycetes, Eurotiales, Aspergillaceae. The record is from RefSeq and is a predicted model, not a curated record.